Durusdinium trenchii is the source of this 411-nucleotide messenger RNA. The record is from the annotation of a GenBank genome assembly. NCBI's taxonomy places the organism in Eukaryota, Dinophyceae, Suessiales, Symbiodiniaceae.
AUGGGAGCCAGCAUUUGCCCAUGCUUGGGGCGAGGGAAAGAGGAUGGCAGAGAGCUGCCCCUCGAUGGCAGUGGGGGUGACCAGCAGCAUGGCUGGUCCGUGAAGAAGAACGAGCGAAAUCGCAUGGAAGAUGCGACGGAUGCGACCGGCAACUUUUUGCCGUAUAUGAUGGCCAUACAGAAGCAAUCAGCUUUGUCAAGAAAGAGCUACCCAAGCUCCUGGGCAAAGCCGUGCGAGAGACUCAGACAAGCAUUUGACAAGGCCGACAAGGCUUUAUCCGAGCAUUUCCAGAAGGAAGGAGAAUCCAAUUCAGACUACGGAUUGUCAUCUGGCGCUUGCGCCUGUGUUGCUCUUCACGAGGGGCUUCAGUGGCCAACCCUGGCGACUGUCACGCGCUUUGCUGCAAAGGAG